Ostrea edulis (European flat oyster) is the source of this 1419-nucleotide messenger RNA. Its product is annotated as eukaryotic translation initiation factor 4E type 2-like. The transcript has 7 exons. Gene Ontology annotation, cellular component: eukaryotic translation initiation factor 4F complex; cytoplasm. NCBI's taxonomy places the organism in Eukaryota, Metazoa, Mollusca, Bivalvia, Ostreida, Ostreidae. Gene Ontology annotation, biological process: translational initiation. The record is from RefSeq and is a predicted model, not a curated record. Gene Ontology annotation, molecular function: translation initiation factor activity; RNA 7-methylguanosine cap binding. The coding region runs from base 264 to 968 and encodes 234 amino acids.
AGGAUAAUAAAUAUAGAAACCAUGAACAACAAAUUUGAUGCGUGAGUAUAUUCAUUGUUUCCGCUUUCAUGUGUUGCUCUACGUUUUUCAUAUAUGCAAUAAACAAAUUUCAAACGCCUUUAUAUUAAAAAAAAGUGAAAUCUCGAUAUGAAGAAUUAAUAUCGAAGGAUUGAUAAUUUUGAACAAGGCUAUUUGCGUGUGACGUCAGAUUUCCGAAUUGCCUGGCUGCUUGAACUGGUAUCGACACGUGUAUUUCUUCAAAAAUGCCACAGAAAAUAAAGUCCUUUGACGUUUUACGGUCAGCAAAUCAAAAUAUCAAAAAUGGGUUAAAAACAGAAGACAGUGGUGAGGAAGAUAAUGAACAAAGAAAUGAACUAGAAGAUCCUCCACUACCAUCACCUAAGCCGGGCCCAGGGGAACAUCCUCUGCAGUUUAACUACUCGCUGUGGUUUUCCAGGAAAUCCCCAGGGAAGCACUCCACAGCAACAAGUUACGACCAAAAUCUGAAACUUGUGGGAACUUUCGCAUCAGUGGAGCAGUUCUGGAAGUACUAUGCACAUAUUGUUCGUCCCAGCGAUUUAACGGGUCACAGCGACUAUCAUCUAUUUAAGGAAGGAAUACGCCCGAUGUGGGAGGAUACAGCAAAUAACAAGGGAGGUAAAUGGAUUGUACGGCUAAAGAAAGGUCUGGCCUCACGGUGCUGGGAGAAUCUGAUACUGGCCAUGCUGGGCGAGCAGUUUAUGGUGGGAGAGGAAAUCUGUGGAGCGGUCAUUUCAAUCCGGUAUCAGGAGGACAUUUUGUCUCUGUGGAACAGGACAGCCUGUGAUCAACAGACAACAUCCAGAAUCCGAGACACACUGAAGAGAGUCCUCAACCUACCGCCCAACACCAUCAUGGAAUACAAGACACACACCGACAGCAUCAAGGACAAUUCAAGCUUUAGGAAUACAGAUAUUUUCAUGAGGUGACAACAGAACAAACAGAGACAAGAAAACUUUACAUCCAAGACCAGGUUCAGGAGCAGCACUUUGUGUUCAGAAUAGACGAGAAUUUAUUUUCCAACAGUUGUGAAAUGGAAGAAGACAAGAGGAUCGAUUAUCCUUUCAAAUAUUUACGACAUGAAUUCUAAAUUGGACAAUGACAAAGUGUAUAUUUUUAAUUUCAAAUUAAAAAGAAACUUUCCUUGACAAUUGGAAUGAAAGAUCAGACAAUCCUUAGGUUCUUGUUGCCUACAGUAUGUACUGAGGGUAUAUUUUCUAUUUGAUAAUGUCCAUAGAUUAAGGUUUGGAACAAGUACAGAGCUUGCUUAAAGUUGAAUAUGUUUCAAAUAUGUUUAUUUCAUUGUAUUAAAAAUGUGAAAGUUAAAAAAAUUGUUUAUUUAAUACUUGUACAUGUUUUUAAAAAAAAAAUUGAAAAUUU